UCAAGUUCACCAACGAUAAUGGAUAUGAAUUCUUCUUCUUGUGAGAAGUGGCUUGGCUUCUCACUUUCCAAUAUCAACAACUUGCCACCUUCUACUACUAAUUCUUCACAACUCUCCAUCUUCCAAGCUUUCAACUCCAACCCUAAUAGUUGGGAUGUGAGGCAAAAUGAAAAUGGUGCACCAAAGCUUGAGAAUUUUUUGGGAUCUUCUUAUUGUGAGAGUAAUACAACAACUAGUUGUGAAUAUGGGUCAGAGUUGAAGAGGAUAGCAGCUACUUUUCUACCUACCUUUACUGAUGAUCACAAAGACAAGUUGCCUCUAAUUGUCACUCAACCUAAGAAGCCACUCGAAUCAUUUGGACAACGCACUUCUAUUUACAGAGGUGUUACUAGACAUAGAUGGACUGGAAGAUAUGAAGCUCAUUUGUGGGAUAAUAGUUGUAGAAGAGAAGGACAAAGUAGAAAAGGGAGACAAGUUUACUUAGGUGGUUAUGAUAAAGAAGAGAAAGCAGCUAAAGCUUAUGAUCUUGCUGCCCUCAAGUAUUGGGGUCCGACCACUACCACUAACUUUCCGGUAUCAAACUAUGAGAGGGAGCUUGAAGAAAUGAAGAACAUGACAAGACAGGAAUUUGUUGCAUCUCUUAGAAGGAAAAGUAGUGGAUUUUCAAGAGGAGCUUCUAUCUAUAGAGGUGUCACAAGACACCACCAACAUGGUAGAUGGCAAGCAAGAAUCGGUAGAGUGGCUGGAAACAAAGAUCUCUAUCUUGGAACUUUUAGCACCCAAGAGGAAGCAGCAGAGGCUUAUGAUAUCGCUGCAAUCAAAUUCAGAGGAAUAAAUGCAGUAACAAAUUUCGACAUUAGUCGUUACGAUGUUAAAAGUAUUGCUAGUAGCAAUCUCCCCGUUGGAGGAAUGAGUAACAAAUCCAAAAGCUCAUCGGAUGAAAGUACUAAAAAUGUCGAAAAUCGACCCAACGAUAUUUCCUCUGCUCCUAAUUUCCCAUCACAGAAUACGAGUAUGGUCAACUUAGGUUUCGGAUUGCCUAUAAAGCAAGAUGCAUCCGAUUUCUGGUCAAGCCUUGGAUACAAUAACGAUCAAAACAAAAAUGGUUCGUUAUUUCAGGGUACAACUAUGAAUGCACAAGGUACUACAUUAUUCAGCAAUGAAGUCAACAAUAGUAAUGUCAUGUUCAAUGAACAAGGGUACUAUAAUCAUGAUCAACAGCAACAAAGUGGUGGUUCUAGUAGUGAAAUAAGUAUGGCUUUAAAUAGCAAUAUUGCCACUACAACUACUACUAUUGAUAGCUCUAGUUUUGAUAAUUGGAUGACACCUUCUCUUCAUUCAUUCCAAAGUAGUGCAAAGAAUAACCUAGCACCAUUUCAUACCCCAAUAUUUGGCAUGGAAUAA
Solanum verrucosum is the source of this 1404-nucleotide messenger RNA. Its product is annotated as AP2-like ethylene-responsive transcription factor AIL5. NCBI's taxonomy places the organism in Eukaryota, Viridiplantae, Streptophyta, Magnoliopsida, Solanales, Solanaceae. Gene Ontology annotation, biological process: regulation of DNA-templated transcription. The record is from RefSeq and is a predicted model, not a curated record. Gene Ontology annotation, molecular function: DNA-binding transcription factor activity; DNA binding. The transcript is spliced from 9 exons. The coding region runs from base 19 to 1404 and encodes 461 amino acids.